Molecule: messenger RNA, 555 nt
Organism: Blastocystis hominis
Lineage: Eukaryota; Bigyra; Opalinata; Blastocystidae
Exons: 5
Coding region: 1-555 (184 amino acids)
Biological process (GO): mitotic chromosome condensation; meiotic chromosome condensation
Cellular component (GO): condensed chromosome, centromeric region
Molecular function (GO): histone binding
Source: RefSeq, a predicted model, not a curated record
AUGAUCAGCUUCGGAAAGGUCUGCAUCACGUCGGGUUCUCUCGCAAAACGCCACCUCCCCAUGUUUAUUCGCGAGUUGGAAGUGAGUCAAGACUCCGUGAUUCGGAACAAUAUCAUCAUUAUCAUCGGAGAUAUUUGCACGAAACACACGUCCGUCGUCGAGCAAUAUCUGCCGACCAUCGCGAAUUGCAUGGUCGAUAUGGACGUGACUGUCCGCAUUCACGCGCUCAGCAUCAUUUCCAAGCUGCUCCUCGAAGACUUCAUUAAGCUGAAGCCUGUCCUGCUUUGCUGCAUUCUGGCCGCACUGAACGACGCCGAUUCCUCCAUCGCCGCGUUCGCCUACCAGCUCGUCACGCAGCAGAUUUUCCGGAAGUUCCCCAAGAUCUUUGUGUCCACGUUCGUGGAGAUCAUGAGCAUUCUCAACGAAUAUCUCGAAGGCAACCUCGUCAAGCGCGAGCGGCGAUCGCAAGCACGUCAAGUGAGUUUUGCUCGUUCUUUUCCUCACUCGCAGCGCGCGUCGUCGCAUCUACCGCAUUCUUUUAGAGCUGUUCGAUGA